Molecule: messenger RNA, 8284 nt
Organism: Dipodomys ordii (Ord's kangaroo rat)
Lineage: Eukaryota; Metazoa; Chordata; Mammalia; Rodentia; Heteromyidae
Gene: Setx
Product: senataxin
Exons: 24
Coding region: 4-7854 (2616 amino acids)
Biological process (GO): termination of RNA polymerase II transcription
Cellular component (GO): nuclear body
Molecular function (GO): helicase activity; transcription termination site sequence-specific DNA binding
Source: RefSeq, a predicted model, not a curated record
AGAAUGAGCACUUGUUGCUGGUGCACACCGGGUGGCAUUUCCACCCUUGAUUUCCUAAAGAGCUAUGCCUCCAGGACCCUCUCUGGAGAAUUCCACACAGCUGACGAAGACCUCUGCUACUGCUUAGAAUGUGUGGCUGAAUACCACAAAGCAAGAGAAGAAUUGCCUUUCUUACAUGAGGUUUUAUGGGAAUUAGAAACCCUACGUCUCAUAACUCACUUUGAAAAAUCUAUGAAAGCAGAACUUGCAGAUGAUGAUGAUGAUGAGUUAUAUAUAGUAGACAGCAAUGGAGAGGCACAGCUGUUUGACUUUACUGGCCAAGACUUUGAGAAUAAGCUUCGCGUUCCUCUGCUUGAGAUACUGAAAUACCCUUACCUGCUUCUACACGAGCGUGUCAGUGAGUAUCGUAGGCUUGCACUGAGGCCCCUGUAUGUGGAAGAGGACAAGGACACAGGACACCUGAUUGAGAGCCACUGGUUUGUAGUGAUGUUCACCAAUCACCAGUCAGUGGUUCGGCGUUGGGCUAUCCUGACUGCAAGAAACUUGGGGAAGGUAGACAGAGAUGAUUACUACGACUUACAGGAAGUUUUAACUUGUCUUUUUAAAGUCAUUGAGUUGGGGCUUCUAGAAAGUCCAGACAUUUAUACCUCUUCUGUCCUGGAAAAGGGUAAACUGAUUCUUCUGCCCUCACACAUGUACGAUACUACCAACUACAAAAACUACUGGCUAGGUAUUUGCAUGUUGCUGACCAUUCUCGAGGAGCAGGCCAUGGACUCACUGUUGCUGGGCUCAGACAAACAAAAUGACUUUAUGCGGUCGAUCCUGCACACCAUGCAGAAACAGUCAAAUGAUGAUAGCAUGGAUCCUUUCUGGCCAGCCUUACACUGUUUCAUGGUGAUUCUGGAUCGGCUUGGAUCUAAGGUCUGGGGUCAACUUAUCGAUCCUAUUGAAGCAUUUCAAACCAUCAUCAACAAUGUGAGCUAUAACAGAGAGAUCCAAAAUAUACGGAACAGCUCUGUGAGGACAAAGGUAGAGCCGGAACCGUACUCGGAUGAUAUGGUUACUUGCAGCCAGAUUGUGUACAAUUACAAUCCUGAAAAGACCAAGAAGGAUUCAGGAUGGAGAUCAGCCAUUUGCCCAGAUUAUUGUCCUAAUAUGUAUGAAGAAAUGGAAACAUUAGCCAAUGUGCUCCAGUCAGAUAUCGGUCAAGACAUGCGUGUCCAUAACAGCACGUUUCUGUGGUUCAUACCUUUUGUCCAGUCUCUCAUGGACCUGAAGGACCUGGGUGUGGCCUACAUAGUAGAAGUUAUUCACCACCUGUACUCUGAAGUCAAGAAUGUCCUCAACCACGCAGAUGCAGGAUGUGACAAAGUCACAGAGUUCUUUCUCCUGAUUUUGGUGUCUGUGAUUGAACUGCACAGAAAUAAGAAAUGUUUGCAUUUGCUGUGGGUUAGUUCCCAGAAAUGGGUGGAAGCUGUUGUGAAAUGUGCCAAGCUUCCCACCACAGCCUUCGCACGGAUUUCUGAGAAAUCACCUGGAAGUUUCUCCAAAGGAACAACAAUGAUGUCCUCCCUAUCGUUGCAUUCAGUGCCAUCUAACUCUGUGCAGCUUGCUUGUGUGCAGCUCAUUAGGAGUCUUCUCAAAGAAGGCUACCAGCUUGGCCAUCACGCUCUUUGCAAGCGAUUCUGGAAUAAGCUUAACUUAUUCCUUCGAGGAAAUUUGUCUCUAGGUUGGCAGUUGACGGAUCAGGAAACCCGUGAGUUACAGACUUGCUUAAAACAAAUUAUUAAGAACAUAAAAGGCAAAGCCUCUCCUUGUAGCACUCCAGUGGACCUGACUCCUGCUUCUAAAAGCCCGCUUGUGUCUUUUAAAGAAGAAAAUGAAGAAAUAGAGAAACCCAAAAAAGACACGAAUGGUAUGGAAAAUUGUAGCCCAACAUUUACUAAAGAACCAAUCAAAAUGGAGACAUAUCAAGUGCAAGAGAGUCCAUUGAGCAGAGCGGGGAACGUAGAAUGGGAGGAUGUGAAGCACACUUACCCCAAGGAUCUGAAUGAGGAAGAUGAACUCCCAUCUGAGUCGCACUUAGUGCAGAAUAGUAAAGGCCUUUUUACCAAAGGAGCUCGAGAGCAAGUGAAACCCAGUAGAGGGAAACAGAAGUCUGCCAGGGAGAAAGUUGUAUGCACCUCAACAAGUGGCCCAGAAAGGGAUUCUGACAGAGGAGUAAUUGUUUCAACAUACUUGUUGACUGAUUCUAGCACUGAUUCUCUAGAAAAAGUGUCUACAUCAAACGAGGAUUCCGCUUUAACGGAUGAUCAUGGUAAAACCUCGAGACCAAAGAAUAAGGUGCAUAAAGAUGAAAUAUGUGCAAAGCUGUUCCGUGUCAUAAAGCAGCAGCCCAGAAGGAGUACUUCACUCAGUCAUGCUGCUGGGGCAGAAGGAAGCAAGAGUGACUGUGAUGCCGAGGUAGAGAGCUCUGCGAUAGGAGACAGCGUCACGUGUGAUCCAUCUGCAGACCCUGAAGCCAUGCUGGAUGUUGAACAAGGAGAACAAAAGCCUGAAGACAAUUUAUUGCUGACGAAACAAUGGAAGAGUGAAGAGUUAGAUUUGUACUCUCCUCAUGAAAAGAGUUUUCAGAUACAGGAAAGACGUGGAAAAGGGGUGGUAUCGAGUACAGACAUGACCAACAUGGCAAAGACUCUGUCUCCCUUUCAACAUCCUUCAGCUGUACUUGAGUCAAGAGAUAAGGAAGCAAGUAAGAGUGCAGAUUGGGUCUCCUCUACUAGGGACGAGCCCUCUGACACUGCUCACAAGCCCACUGUUGGAACAGAUUGCCUGGUGGACCGAGACCUCCACAAAGUAGUGGCCCAAGCCAGUGUUAUUAAAUUUCCAUCAAAUUCAACUAAAAAUAGUUCACCCCAACUAGAAAGAAAAGUAAAAAAUGACAAAAGAUGUUCCACAACUAACCAGCACAGAGUUGCAGAUACCAGCUAUGGGCAAGUGAUUGUCAUUUCAGAUUCUGAUGACGACGAGGAACUUCUGGAACUUGAGAAACACACCAACCAGGACACAGUAAGCAGCACUAAGGAAGUGCCAGGCCAGUGUGACUCGGAUGCAAAUGCUAGUGCUGACAAGAAGUUUAUAAAGGAGGAAGAUGCAAAGUCCAUUCUACUUGAGUCCGAUUCACAGUUUUUUGAGUUUGAAAGUGCCUCUGAGGUGUUUUCGGUGUGGCAGGAUCAUAAAGAAGAAGGCAGCAAGGAUUCAGUUGAGGAGGUGGGAGGAAGCUCGGGUGGGGCACAUGUGUCUGCCGAGGCUGAGAAGGACAGCAAAAAACGGGCAGAGCCACAUAGUAGAGAUGAGGAACUGUGUGAAAUGGAAGUCAAAAAACCUAGGAGAAAACAGUAUGAAAAACCUGUGGCCAAAGACCCUCUAAGGCCUUCAUCUUCUGCCAGAAAGAAGGAGCAGUCUCAUGAUGACAGUGACUUGCACGCUGUGGCCUCAGAGACCGCCACACCCAGUCUGGCUGCACUGAAGAGGUCCUCGCCAAAGCUCCGGACUUACUCCAAGCCUAUCAGGAAGGUCCCAGCCUCCAAAACGCCUAAGAAGACACAUUCUGAAUCUAAAAGAGGGCAGAACAAGAGUUCCCAUUACCUGAGUUGCAGAACAACUCCUGCCGUUGUGCCACCCAAGAAAUUCCGCCAGUGUCCCGAGCCAGCUUCAACCGUUGAGAAACUGGGUCUGAAGAAAGCCCCUCGGAAGGCGUUCGAGCUGUCCCAGCGCUCCUUAGACUACUUGGUGCAGUUACGGGAUCAUGGCAAAAGUGUCGGGGUUGUGGAGACCCGAAAAAAGGCCAAGUUAGUUUCUCCGCAGACUCUUCCUGUCAAAAACAACAAGAAACUGCUGCCCGACCAGGAUGAUGUUCAGCUACAAAGGCAGGCGAAGCCUAAGAAUAGAAAAGACGUUUUGGUGAGUGAAAGUACCCGGGCUAAGAGAACAAGGUCCCCCGUAGCUGCGAGUGUAGAUGUUGUGAGGCCGGAGUCUGGCAGAACAGAUGAGUCCGGGAAAGGCACAGAGGUGCUUGCCAACAGCGGUGAAAAACAGCUCCUCCACCUCUCAUCCUCCAAAGCAGAAACACCGCCAGCAAAACGCGCUUCAAAGGAGCCCAGUGAUGAUUGUCUUCUGAACUACUGUGAUUCUAGAGUACAGAAUGGAAGGAUGCCGGACAGUGACAUACCUGCCUCGACUUCAGAGAGCCCUGGAGGUGGUGAUUCGACAGGACGUAGUGGGCAGGUGGCAGUUGUGAACCAGUCUGAGCUGGAUUCCGGCAGCGACAUGGAUGACGACAAUUUAUAUUUAACACAAAAUGACCCUGAAGACAUGGACUUAUGUUCACAGAUGGACACUGAUUACGCUCACCUGAUUGAAGUGAUUCCCGGAGAAGAUGCACUUCCGACAGAAGAUGCUGUGCAUCCACCUCAUGUGGAGUCUUCGAGUGACACUAAGUGCAAGUACAAAGACUGUGUUGAAACCAUAAAAGCCCAGAGUGAGUAUUGCGCACAGCACUCUGAAGCUAAAACAGCAGACGACAAUGUCUUCCGCAAACCUGGCCUGCCUCUUUCUGCAGUCAGGCCUUUGAGACCUACCACCACUAAGGUUUUCAGCUCAAGUGGUAGCUCACGAAUUGCCAACCUCUCCAGGUCUCUGGACAACACUACAAUCCCAUCAACUCUAAGAAAUAAGCCAACACAGUCAAUUCUGAAAAUGCCCCAGUCCUCUGCAGUAUUGCAGAAGCCGGUGGCUGAAGUGAAGAGCUUACGCAGUGCUCUCAACCCGCAGAGCCCCAGCAGCGCCCUCAGGUCAGCCUACAGACCUCAGUCAGCAGCCUCCUCGCCUGCAAACGCGCUCUCUUCGUCACAGUCUAUCUCUGACACCUUCAUUAAAGAGGUCUUAAAGUGGAAAUACGAGAUGUUUUUGAACUUUGGUCAGUGCGGGGCACCGUCGAGUCUUUGUCAAUGCAUCUCAAGAUCUGUGCCUGUCAGAUUUCAAGAUUGUACAGAGUAUUUUGAUGUUUUUCUCCCCUUGAUGAUAUUGAAUACUUUUGAAACAAUGGCACAGGAAUGGAUCAACUCUCCCAAUAAAGAUAAUUGCUAUCAGGUACAGCUAAAAAAGUUUGCAGCUGAUUAUAAAAAAAGCUGGGAGUUUGUGGUUUAUCUGGAUGAAAGUGAAUUGGCUAAACAGCUUCAUCCCAAGGAAAAUGAUUUGGUGUUUUUGCGUUGUGGGAGACUAAGUGGAGAGAAGAAAGACACGGAGAGAGGCAGCGUGGCAGAUCACCAUAUGUAUUACUGUGGCUAUGUCCAUAAGUUCCGUCGCACUGCACUCAUGCGCAGUAGGAAAUCGGAGUGUUCCCUUUCCAUCCAGAUUCAAGAUCACUUGCCAGCCAGUUUAAACGAACUUAUGAAAUGUGUUGUAAUCAGUUCCCUGGUAACAACACAGAGGAAAUUGAAAGCCAUGUCUCUGUUGAGUGGUCGGAACCAACUGGCCAGAGCCAUUCUGAAUCCAAAUCCCAUGGACUUCUGUACCAAAGAUCUACCAGCUAUGUCCUCUGAGAGAAUUAUUAACUACUUAAAAGAUUUCAAUGAAGAUCAAAAGAAAGCAAUAGAAACUGCAUAUGCCAUGGUGAAACACUCACCAUCAGUUGCCAAAAUCUGUCUGAUUCAUGGGCCACCUGGAACAGGAAAAUCAAAAACUAUUGUUGGUCUGCUGUACCGCUUACUCACAGAGAACCCGAGGAAGGGGCAUUCUGAUGAAAACUCCAAUGCGAAAAACAAACAAAACCGUGUCCUUGUGUGUGCGCCUUCGAAUGCAGCCGUUGAUGAACUUAUGAAAAAAAUCAUCCUCGAAUUCAAAGAAAAAUGCAAAGAUAAGAAAAAUCCUUUGGGAAACUGUGGAGAUAUAAAUUUAGUACGACUGGGUCCAGAAAAGUCUAUUAAUAAUGAGGUCCUAAGAUUCAGCUUGGACAGCCAAGUUAACCACAGAAUGAAGAAAGACUUACCUUCUCAUGUUCAAGAGAUGCAUAGAAAGAAGGAGUUUCUCGAUCAUCAGCUGGAUGAGCUUUCCCGCCAGCGGGCGUUAUGCCGAGGUGGAAGGGAGAUGCAGAGGAAAGAGUUAGAUGAAAAAAUUACUAGAGUUUCAAAAGAAAGGCAAGAACUUGCUUCAAAAAUUAAAGAGGUUCAGGGACGCCCCCAGAAAACACAGAACAACAUCAUCUUGGAGUCGCAUGUCAUCUGCUGCACGCUGAGCACCAGCGGGGGUUUGCUGCUUGAGUCAGCUUUCCGCGGGCAAGGGGGGCAAGCCUUCAGCUGUGUCAUUGUAGACGAGGCUGGGCAGUCCUGUGAGGUCGAGACUCUUACCCCCCUCAUCCACCGCUGCAACAAGCUCAUCCUAGUGGGAGACCCCAAGCAGCUCCCACCCACUGUCAUUUCCAUGAAGGCACAGGAGUGUGGCUAUGACCAGUCGAUGAUGGCUCGCUUCUACAAGCUGCUGGAGGAGAGUGUGGAGCAGAACCAGAUCGGCAGACUGCCAGUUGUACAGCUCACUGUUCAGUACCGCAUGCACCCAGACAUAUGUCUCUUCCCUUCCAAUUACAUUUAUAACAAAAGCUUGAAAACAAAUAGGCUCACUGAAGCCAAUCGAUGCUCCUCAGACUGGCCAUUUCAGCCCUACCUCGUGUUUGAUGUCGCAGAUGGUUCGGAAAGACGGGACAAUGACUCCUACGUAAAUAUUCAAGAAAUAAAAUUAGUGAUGGAAAUAAUGAAGUUGAUUAAAGACAAAAGAAGAGACACUACCUUUCGGAACAUUGGCAUAAUAACCCAUUACAAGGCUCAGAAGACGAUGAUUCAGAAGGACUUAGACAAAGAAUUUGAUAGGAAAGGUUCGGCGGAAGUGGACACUGUGGACGCUUUCCAGGGCCGUCAGAAGGACUGCAUCAUUGUCACCUGUGUCCGGGCCAGUGCCACACAAGGCUCCAUUGGAUUCCUGGCAAGUUUGCAGAGAUUGAAUGUCACCAUAACCCGAGCCAAGUAUAGUCUUUUCAUCCUGGGGCACUUGAGGACCUUGAUGGAAAAUGAGCACUGGAAUCAACUGAUUCAGGAUGCCCAGAAGCGAGGGGCCAUAGUCAAGACCUGCGACAAGAACUACAAGCACGAUGCAGCGAAGAUUAUGAAGCUCAAGCCUGUGCUGCAGAGGGGCCUGAGCCACCCCCCCACCACAGCCCCAGAGGUGGCCAGGCCCCAGGGUGGCCUGCCCAGCAGCAAGCUGGACGGCGGACUUGCCACCACCUCUUUCGCUGCUUCUCUCUAUCACACGCCCUCCAACUCCAAGGAAGCGUCUGUCACCAUCACCUCAAAUGGCCCCGAAAGGUCUUGUCUUCAGGAGCGCCUGAGGGACCCACGACUCUUUAGAAGGUUGGAGCUUGAUGCCAAGGGGGUGUUCCCCAGGGAUCCACAGCCGUCUAGCCCCCAGCAUUCUGGGGCGACCCCUCCCUUGGGAGAGCCAGGCUUUCCCAUGAGUCACCAGGACCAGGGUGGCAGGGGGUCCACUACCAAAGCGGCCCCUGUGAGCGGUGCCAGGUCUCUCCCGCAGGCCAGGCCUCCGGCUCCCAGCCAUGCCGGGCCUACCAGCGGAAGGAGGUGCAGGAACCCGGAGCCGGGGCCGAGCUACAGGCGGGAGACCAGGGCUUUUAGCAGGGGCGAGCAGGAGAGGUACAGCUCGGUGUCCUACUAUCCAAAGAGGAACUCUUACUGGCCCAGAAGGGGGCCUGAGGAGGACAGUGGUGCCAAGAAGAGACGGCUUUUAUAGUGAAGCCGAGCACUGGGCCGGCAGCCACAGCGCAGCUGUAAACAUGCCAAGACCAGCUAGCAGAAACAUCAGACAGUUCUCGGUUUUUGUGUUCUGUUUUAUUUUGCUUUUUCCUUAAAGAGUUUGUGUGCUGCCGGAAAACAAGUGCGUCUCAACACCUGAGCCUUCGAUCAUCUUCACUACUUUUUCUCCAUUUGGAAAGCCUUCAGAGGGCGUCUGUGUACUGGGAUAACUAACGCCUUGGCGGUGAGACUCCAUGUGUAACCCGGCUCUUGCGUGGGAAGAGAGGUCAGAUGGAGCAAAUGUUGUAAAGGUUGAGAUGUAUAUUUGUAUAGCAAAUUAACAAAUUGUUUUGAGAAUGUAAUCUGGUAGACCACUUUUCUUUCCCCCUGCUUAAAAUGUUGUAUAGCACAUUAACAAAACCUUUGGA